UGACAGAUAGUUUUGCCGUAUAAAGCGUAAAGUAGAUUGUUUAAUUAUUUUAAUCCGAAAAUAAGAAGAAUCCUGGUAAUUAUGAAUUAAUGCAGCAGUAGUAGCUGGUAGUUGCGAUAUGGCUGAGUAUCGAUCUGGUUCGUAUUGCGUGUCUUCUGGAGUAGGCAGUGAUUCAGAAGUCAUGGCCGAACUAGCAGCUUUGCUGCAUCAUGAAAUUCCUGAGGGAAGACACAAUCUCGCAGACAGUCAUACUAAUCUUGAACGUGUUGCGGAUUAUUGCGAGGCUAAUUAUUUUCAAGCAGACAAUAAAAGGAUUGCAUUAGAAGAAACAAAGAAUUAUACGACUCAAUCAUUAGCUAGUGUAGCAUAUCAAAUAAAUACUCUCGCUUAUAAUUUUCUUCAAUUAUUAGAUUUACAAACAUCUCAAUUAGCUGAGAUGGAAAGUCAGAUGAAUCACAUAGCUCAAACUGUAAUGAUACAUAAAGAAAAAGUUGCUAGGCGAGAGAUAGGUGUAUUAACGGCUAACAAAAUGACAGCCCGUCAAUAUAAAAUUAUAGCACCUGCAAAUCCUGAAAAGCCUAUUAAAUAUGUAAGAAAAAGCAUAGAUUAUACGAUUUUGGAUGACAUCGGUCAUGGUGUACGUAGUAGUGGCACACCAAGAAGUAAAGAAAGGGGUGGUAGUCAAGGUAGCGUUCAAAGUUUGGGUGCAACAUCUACUGGCUCUGGUUUAGCUGCAGCUAUGGUAGGACCUGCUCCUACUACUAAGCCACCGACUCCUCCACAAACAGUAAGGACUGGAACACUGAGUAAGGGUUCUCGAGAAUAUAGAACCCCACCUGCAGUUGCUCCACCUCAAGUUCCUAGUCAUUAUGCGCCAAAUUAUCCAUUGGGUCAUCCACGACGCGAGCGUGGUCCAGGAUAUAGUACUUUGCCAUUGCAUACUCAUACAACUUCUCAUUCUGUUCACAAUGCCAAUCAUUCUACUCACACAAACAAUAUGACACAACAUACUUCUCCACCUCAAGUGGGUACAGUUCAUCCGUUACAAAGUCAUCCACAGACUCCACCGCCAGCACCGCCAAGUGUGACAGGAGCUGCAGGAUAUAUACAGGAGCAACAUAAUAAUAUGCCCCCACCACCUUCUCCACUGGUCGGUAUCAGUGGAGAUAUGGCUGAUUAUAGUGGGCACCAUACUUUACCGCAUAGAUUAGCACAUCAAAUUAGUAGAAGUAGCGGUGCUAGCAGUCCACCACUGCCACCUCCUCCGCCUCCAGAACAAGAGGAGCAUCCUCAAUUCGGUAGACCAACUCCUUCGAGCGGUGCUAUAAUGCCUAUUGUACCGGAUGAAGAAGAUUUGCCUGGUUGGGUGCCCAAAAAUUAUAUUGAGAAAGUCGUUGCUAUUUAUGAUUAUUAUGCCGAUAAAGAAGACGAAUUGAGUUUUCAAGAGAGCUCUGUCAUUUACGUUUUAAAAAAGAACGAUGAUGGUUGGUGGGAAGGAGUGAUGGAUGGAAUAACCGGAUUAUUUCCCGGCAAUUAUGUCGAACCUUGCGUUUAGGCAUUUAUUAUGUAUACUUAUUAAGAAUUUUACGUAAAAGAGAUCAGUAUCUAGAAUUAAAAGACUGCUACAUUAAGGUAUACGCAAUGGAGCUUUGUAACUAUAACAUUAUUUGUUAUAUCUUCGAUUAGCAGGAAGUUAAAUGCGAACGGACCAUUUAUGUGAAAAUAAGCAGUCGAUAUCGAGUUUUCGAAAAUAUUUAACAUAGAAUGAGGUUCGUUGCUUUGAGGGGUAGCUAGUAAAAUACUCUUUGGCUCUUCCAAUGAUGUUACCAUGCAUCCAACGUUCGUAACUUUUUUUUUUCUUUUCGAAAAAUCAAACACAGAUAACUAAGCCAAAUUUUACAAUGUUGUAAGAAAAUGUAUUUUUCUCUACUCCAUAAUAUACUUUUUCUCCUGCAAUUAUAAUAAAGUAGGCGAUCUUCGUAAAUAACGUGUAAACCCAAUUUAAACUGCGUAUCAUUCGCAAAAUAUAUUUAUGUAUCUUAGCUAUUAUUAAAGUACUCAAAUAAUAAGCAAUCAAAAUACCAAACGUCCUAUCUAGUAAUAAAGAUUAAUGUAUUACCAUGUAACUGUGUUUAAUCACAGGAAGAAAGGGGUGGCAAAGUCAGGAGGGGCGGGGAGAGGGGAAGCUAACUAUGGUAAGAAAUAUCGCCAAAAUGCUCGUAAAGCGUCAAACGCUCCUGCAUUUUUGUAACAUUUUAUAGUACCUUUGGUGCAGUAUUGUAGCACGAUGCAUUUAUUUUAUUAAAAAUAAAAAAAUACACACACACGUACACAUAUAUAUAUAUA
Polistes canadensis is the source of this 2346-nucleotide messenger RNA. RefSeq names its product abl interactor 2 (gene Abi). Bases 119 to 1555 code for a protein of 478 amino acids. The record is from RefSeq and is a predicted model, not a curated record. Gene Ontology annotation, molecular function: SH3 domain binding. NCBI's taxonomy places the organism in Eukaryota, Metazoa, Arthropoda, Insecta, Hymenoptera, Vespidae. The transcript has 5 exons.